Messenger RNA from Capronia coronata CBS 617.96, 1224 nucleotides. RefSeq lists its product as uncharacterized. The coding region runs from base 1 to 1224 and encodes 407 amino acids. The record is from RefSeq and is a predicted model, not a curated record. The transcript has a single exon. Gene Ontology annotation, molecular function: protein serine/threonine kinase activity. NCBI's taxonomy places the organism in Eukaryota, Fungi, Ascomycota, Eurotiomycetes, Chaetothyriales, Herpotrichiellaceae. Gene Ontology annotation, biological process: protein phosphorylation; positive regulation of Ras protein signal transduction.
AUGCCGCUGUAUCUUACUGCGGCCCACUCAUCACGCAUCACUAAACCGGCCCAGAGAUCCGUCUCAUCUGCUCGUCGGCACUCCUCGUCGCCUUUCGCGAACGCUCCGCGUACCAAAGCAUCAUCACAAAGGUCCAAAUCCGUGUCUGAUGCUUUCAACAAACUUGAAGACGUAGACGAGGAAGACGAUGAGGCUGAGGAGCGCCUUGUGCCUAGUGGCAAGAUCUUGACCACCAUCUCCGUGGACUCGGCGCAAGAUGUGUUGUCUGCUGUGCAACACACGCGCAUGUCCAUGUUCGCCGCUAUCCCAGACCGGGCAGGUAUGAACAGUGUACGGAUAUCCGAGGUCCUCAAUUUUCAAAGGAACAUGCCCUCGGUGGUGACACUGGCACAUGUCCACGCCUUGAUUGCUGCUUCAUCCAAGACGGAGCGGCAGAUUGCUGCCUUGCAAUCGGCCGGUAAGCUGCGCAAGAUCAAGGUCACCGGCCGCGGUAACGAUAUCAGUGGCACGGGCGAGGUUCUGAUCCUUAUGAAUGACUUGCAAACCCUCCUUGAACGAAGCCACGUCGCGCCAGACGUCGUGACUGACUUUUGCAAUGUGCUUCGUCGUCAGCCUCGUGCAACCUUCAUAUCGCCCCGGGAUCUUCCUCCCUCCCAUGUGACCGCUUUAACUCGAGCAGGCUUUCUCGUCUCUUCAAGUCUUUCCGGCUCCCGCAGUCUGUCUCUUGCAGGUUCAUCCCUGGUUUCCACAACCAAAAUCUCCCGUGCCGCUUCAGGUACGUCCGAUGCCGUUGGCGGAGAUGCAGCAUUCGAGAAUCUAGGCGGUGUCGGGACUGCGAAGCGGCGCCAGUCUAGUCUUCACUUCAGUCAGACCUUUCAAGGAAGCGACUUGGCUCUUUCUGUGCCGAACAUCGGUCCUUACCUCAGGCUUUUGAGCGCUGGUCGUGCACAUCUGCUGGAACUCUUGGGCAAAUCAAAAUACAGGGAAGGACCUCUAUAUCUCCUCCGAGAACGGUGGGACGGCGCAGUUGACUCCGACAAUCGCGCUUCUGUCGCCAAACGCAUCCGGGGAGAGUUUUCCGGGGUUAUGCCAGCUAAAACCAAGAAAUGGAGAGACCUCUACGGUCUGAAUUUCGAUUGGGUCGUUGAAGAAUGUCUGGGUGCCGGCUUGAUAGAGUUGUUUGAGACUCGAAGCGUGGGGCUGGGUAUUCGUGCGUUGACAUGA